GGUUCACUCUUGCAGCAUGGUCAUCCGAAUAAUGGUCAUGGUGCCCCUUUACGCCAUAUCCUCUCUCAUCUCUCUCUUUUCCCUCGAAGCCGCGUUCUUCAUCGAUGCUGUCCGUGAUAUCUACGAGGCGUUCGUCAUCUACUGCUUUUUCGAUCUCCUUCUCCAAUAUCUAGGAGGAGAACGCUCCCUCAUGAUCUCGCUGCAUGGCCGCUCUCCAAAGUAUCCCGUCUUUCCUGGAAACUUAUUCUGGCCAGAAGUUGACGUCAGCGAUCCGUAUACGUUCCUCUUCUUGAAGCGGGGUAUCAUUCGUAAGUCUUAA
Phanerochaete carnosa HHB-10118-sp is the source of this 319-nucleotide messenger RNA. RefSeq lists its product as uncharacterized. Gene Ontology annotation, molecular function: transporter activity. Gene Ontology annotation, biological process: transport. Bases 17 to 319 code for a protein of 100 amino acids. The record is from RefSeq and is a predicted model, not a curated record. The transcript has 2 exons. Lineage: Eukaryota; Fungi; Basidiomycota; Agaricomycetes; Polyporales; Phanerochaetaceae.